Messenger RNA from Drosophila willistoni, 1182 nucleotides. RefSeq lists its product as uncharacterized. Lineage: Eukaryota; Metazoa; Arthropoda; Insecta; Diptera; Drosophilidae. The record is from RefSeq and is a predicted model, not a curated record. The coding region runs from base 1 to 1182 and encodes 393 amino acids. The transcript has a single exon.
AUGUAUCAAACAUUGAUUAUCAAUCGGUGUGAGCAGCAGCAGCAGCAAACGAAAAGUUCUCGAAGAGUAGUUUCGUUAGCCAGAAUCAAAUCCAGGAAAAUGAAGCUACAGUUAUCCCUGGGCCUAAUGGCCUCCACUCUCUUGCUUUUGGCUGGUUGCGGAAUGGCCGAGAAACGUGAUAUUCUCCGCACCUCAUCUCUGCCGAUGGUUAGACGUCUGAGAGCAAACGAUGCUGUGGUAGCUGGCGAUGGUGUGCAAAUCGCUGAUCAAAAGCUUGUUAAGGAACAGGACGCUUCAUCGGCAAGUGCUACUGCUGGCAGUACGAGUACAGGCAACAAGGAUGCAUCCAGUGGCCGCUUGUUCCUCAAGAAAUUCCUUAUGUUUAAGAAUAUGUUCAGCAGCAGCAGCCAGCCGGUGAUACCGAUUAUCAUAACUGGAGCUGGUACUGGUACUACCACCGGCACCUCACCAACAGUUACACUCACUUCAACGGGAACAAUACCUUCGGCCACGGGCACCAUAACCACCUCUCCCACCGCCACUUCACCCACCACCACUUCACCCACCACCUCAGCCAGGCGACGAUUCAAUGAGGAUGGUGAGCAAAUACCAAUUGUCUAUGGUCAAAAUGUGGACAAUAAUGGCGCCAAUGAGGAUGCGGAUGCCGCUGCCGAUGAAGCCAGUCAGGAUGAUGAGGAUGACGCUCCAAUUGGUGCUGACAAUGGCUAUGCAGCCAUGGCUGCCAUCAAUCCUGAACUGCUCGAUGAACAGGCAUUGCAAGCGGCAUUGGCUGCCGGUGCUCAGGAGUAUGAGGUGGUCACAAAUGAGCCAGUUCAAGGCACUGCCGGCGCCACCGAGAGCAAGGCCACCCAAAACAAUAACCGCAUCAAUUUGCGCCGCAAGAGCAAUCGUCGUGGCCAGUCUGGACAGGUGAUCAGUGUCCGUAUUCCACCACGCUAUCGUCGCUAUUUCAAGAACGGUCAGAAAGUGAUGCUCAAUACCAAUAGUCGUCCCAAUAAGCGUCGCGUCAUCCGCAAGCGUGUCCAGCCGAACAGGAACAACAGGAACAAAAACAAGAGGCUUCAGCAGCGUCGUCGUCGUGUAGGCAACAACAAAAACAAGAACAAGAAGAAUAAGAACAAGAACAAGGGUAACAAACGUACCCGCAUCCAAGCCAUCUAA